Gastrolobium bilobum is the source of this 816-nucleotide messenger RNA. Its product is annotated as dof zinc finger protein DOF2.4-like. The coding region runs from base 1 to 816 and encodes 271 amino acids. The transcript has a single exon. The record is from RefSeq and is a predicted model, not a curated record. Gene Ontology annotation, molecular function: DNA binding; DNA-binding transcription factor activity. Gene Ontology annotation, biological process: regulation of DNA-templated transcription. Lineage: Eukaryota; Viridiplantae; Streptophyta; Magnoliopsida; Fabales; Fabaceae.
AUGGAGCAAGAAGGAGAAGUUAGAGAUGGUGGAGAAGGAAGACAAGAGAGUAAACAACCUCUUCCUCUACCACAACAACCACUGCAGCACCAGAAAUGCCCACGCUGCAAUUCUCAGAACACCAAGUUCUGCUAUUACAACAAUUAUAACUUGUCUCAGCCUCGAUACUUUUGCAAAACAUGUAGAAGGUACUGGACACAAGGUGGAACCUUUAGGAACAUACCAGUUGGUGGUGGUUCCCGUAAGGACAAGCGUGGCAAAAAUUCUUCAUCUUCCACGUCACAGCCGCAACUGGUCCAAAACAAACCAUCUCCACCCAUAGUGGUUCAGUCAACUAGCUCCUGUUAUCAACGUAGUGAUGGUGGUGGUGGGUAUUUUUCUUCUCUGAACCCAUCACAACCUUUGGCUCAGUCUCUGAGAGUUGAUGGUGAUGUUGUGGGUUCUUCUAAUUCAACUCUUCUAUCUAGCUUUAAUGCUACUUUUCUUGAUUCACAACAUCAUCACCCUAGCCAAGUUCCUUCAUCGAGAUUCUAUCAAAUGGGAUACACAGAUAGGGUAAAAUUAUCUAUGUAUCCUGCAGAACAAGUCUUAAUUCGAUCAAGCAUGAGUCCUAACAGUGCUGCUUCUUCUCAACCUAAUCAUUGGCCACAAAGUUUCAUCAAUAAUGUUAACCACAGGGCUUCUGAUACCUCUUUGUGGAGUACUAUUAGCACCGCUUCCAUCAGUGGUAACUCUGAUCAGAACAAUAUCAGAGGUUCUUCUUCUUUGAUCCCAAAUCAUUGGCCUGAUUUGUCUCGGUAUGGCCCUCCUAAAUAA